Eucalyptus grandis is the source of this 2645-nucleotide messenger RNA. RefSeq lists its product as uncharacterized. The transcript is spliced from 6 exons. The record is from RefSeq and is a predicted model, not a curated record. Lineage: Eukaryota; Viridiplantae; Streptophyta; Magnoliopsida; Myrtales; Myrtaceae. Bases 3 to 2645 code for a protein of 880 amino acids.
CGAUGGAAAUCCUCGGGAACCUCCGGUCAUUAAGCAUAAAUUGCUAUGUGAGGGAUGUGGCAAAUCUUGGCAAGCUCAAAGCACUGCAGAUUCUUAGCUUCGAUGGGUCUAUAAUUUCUAGACUGCCUAAAGAAAUCGGGAAACUAACAAAUCUAAGAUCGUUGAAUCUGAACCACUGCUACUGGCUUAAGAUAAUCGAGCCUGGAGCCCUAGAAGGCUUAAUCAACUUGGAAGAGUUACAUAUGAAGAAUAGCUUUGAUGGGUGGAUGGGCAAGCAUGAAAUACCGUCGGAAUCGUGUGUUGUUGGGCUUGCUGAGUUGAAGAGCCUGACAAAGCUGGCAUCUUUGGAAAUAUCAAUUCCUGAUCCCAUCAUACUCUUAGAGGAUGGUGACCUACCAUUUGAGAACCUGCACAAAUUUUGGAUCAACAUAGGAUAUUUGGGGUUUCGGAUGGAGAGGGAAUAUGAAUGUUUGACAACCAUGAGGCUCGAUCUGAAAGGGGUGGAAGGGUGCAAUAGUAUUCUUUCAAGAAAAUGGGUUAAGAAAAAUCUGCAGAAGACUCAAUGCUUAUAUUUAGGAGGGUUGAGUGAGUUCAAAGAGAGCGCUCACGAAUUGUGCACCCAAGGAUUCCAAGAAGUGAAGUAUCUCAGCAUUACAAAAAGCCCCUUAAUCAAGUACAUUGCUUAUUCAUCCAAUGCCGAUCCAUCCAAUGGCCUUCCUCUCAUUGCUUUUGGGAAGUUAGAGUCUUUUUACCUUCAAAAUCUUAUUAAUUUGGAGAAGAUAUGCCAUGGACCCAUUGCGCCAGAGUGCUUCAACAAAUUGAAAGUUAUGAGAGUAACUUGGUGCAAACGAUUGAAAUACUUGUGGCGUCUUUCAGAUAUGCAAAGACUUGUACAAUUGGAAGAGAUUUCAUUGUGGGAAUGUGAAUCAUUGCAAUCCAUUGUCACACAUGAUGCCGGAGAAGAUAUAGUUUAUACCAAUAACAAAGUUGAGUUGCCUACUGUACGUCGUCUGGGAUUGAUUGACUUACCAAAUAUGACAAGCUUUUGUACCAAAGCUGAAAUCACAUCAAAGGAUAUUCCAAUCCAGGUUUCAUUGCCUUGCUUGGAAUCCCUGGUGAUGUUUGGACUCCUUGGCCUAGAAAAGAUACUCUAUAGUGAACCUUCAUUAAAAUACAGUAAUCUGAAAUCACUAGAGAUAAAGGAGUCUACAUCCACGUCGAUUAUUCUAAAGGAUUGGAUACUGAAGUUCCCGAAUUUGGAGUCAAUGAAAAUUGCGUGCACUCCAUAUGUAGAAGUUGUUUUCAACCUAGAGGAGCUAAAAGUCAUCAAAGAAGUGGAGAUUCUCUCUCGGCUAAGUACAUUGGAAUUAUCUAAGUUACCAAACCUGCGGCACAUGUGGAAACAAAAUGUACAACUACAAGGAAUAUCGAUACUUCAGAACUUGAAAAAGCUCUUUAUCAACAAUACAGGACUCUCAUUUCUCUUUCCACUGUCUGUGGCUAAAUGUCUUAGAGAAAUUAGAGACAUUAAAGUGGAGGAUUGUCCGAAUAUGAAGGCGGUGAUUGUUGAUGAAGAAGGAAGAGAUGAUGGGAUAGAUGAUAUUAUAGAGUUCCCAUUAUUGGAGCGACUAUCUAUAAGCCACUGUCCCACGGAGAAAUUCUUCUCAUAUCCUCAUGGACAAAAAGAGUCAAUAACCACUACUUCAAAUUCACAAGAUACUUAUUCGGAUUCUUUCUUUGAUCAAAAGAUAAGUUUACCAAACUUGGAGAAGUUAAUACUCGACUCGCUAGGAUCCUCUCGCCGUGGCUGUGGGCUCGGCCUCGCCAUUGUUGGGCGAGGCAUAUGGCAUAGUGAGCUUCCCAAAAGUUCUUCCGACAAAUUAGCCAACCUCACCCCGAAACAAGAUUUGCAAUCACAAGGAACAUCAAUAUUUCGGAAUCUGAAGGUGCUCUCUAUCAAAAAUACAGGGCUAUCAUUUCUCUUUUCAGUGUCUGUGGCUAAAUGUCUUAGGGAAAUUAGAGAGAUUGAAGUGGAGGAUUGUCUGAAUAUGAAUGCGGUGAUUGUUGAUGAAGAAGGAAGAGAUGAUGGGAUAGAUGAUAUUUUAGAGUUCCCAUUAUUGGAGCGACUAUCUAUAAGCCGCUGUCCCACGGAGAAAUUCUUCUCAUACCCUCAUGGAAAAAAAGAGUCAAUAACCACUACUUCAGAUUCACAAGAUACUUAUUCGGAUUCUUUCUUAGAUCAAAAGAUAAGUUUACCAAACUUGGAGAAGUUAAUACUCGACUCGCUAGGAUCCUCUCGCCAUGGCUGUGGGCUCGGCCUCACCAUUGUUGGGCGAGGCAUAUGGCACAGGCUAUCAUUUCUCCUUUCGGUGUCUGUGGCUAAAUGUCUUAAGGAAAUUAGAGAGAUUGAAGUGGAGGAUUGUCUGAAUAUGAAUGCGGUGAUUGUUGAUGAAGAAGGAAGAGAUGAUGGGAUAGAUGAUAUUAUAGAGUUCCCAUUAUUGGAGCGACUAUCUAUAAGCCGUUGUCCCACGGAGAAAUUCUUCUCAUAUCCUCAUGGAAAAAAAGAGUCAAUAACCACUACUUCAGAUUCACAAGAUACUUAUUCGGAUUCUUUCUUAGAUCAAAAGCUACACUUGUUAGAGUAA